AUGUCAGAGGAAAAAAAGUAUUAUACAAAAUUCGUUUCAAAAAAAUUUUCUGUUGGUGCUAAUAUCGAUAAAACAGUUGGUGUUGAUUGUAUUAACGUUCAAGGAGAUUUUGUCCAUGAAAUAGCUGAUAUACUUGCUGAACAAUUUAAAAUUGACCCAGCUAAUAUUGAGUGCUAA
Messenger RNA from Entamoeba dispar SAW760, 177 nucleotides. RefSeq lists its product as uncharacterized. Lineage: Eukaryota; Evosea; Mastigamoebida; Endamoebidae. The transcript has 2 exons. Gene Ontology annotation, molecular function: translation initiation factor activity. The record is from RefSeq and is a predicted model, not a curated record. Gene Ontology annotation, biological process: translational initiation. The coding region runs from base 1 to 177 and encodes 58 amino acids.